Penicillium argentinense is the source of this 2097-nucleotide messenger RNA. Its product is annotated as Zn(II)2Cys6 transcription factor. Bases 1 to 2097 code for a protein of 698 amino acids. The transcript has 7 exons. Gene Ontology annotation, molecular function: transcription cis-regulatory region binding; zinc ion binding; DNA-binding transcription factor activity, RNA polymerase II-specific. NCBI's taxonomy places the organism in Eukaryota, Fungi, Ascomycota, Eurotiomycetes, Eurotiales, Aspergillaceae. Gene Ontology annotation, biological process: regulation of DNA-templated transcription. The record is from RefSeq and is a predicted model, not a curated record. Gene Ontology annotation, cellular component: nucleus.
AUGAGUGAGAGAGGCUCGGAGAUUGUCUUCCGGGCGGAGAAUAUUCCGGUCCGGUUCUUUAAAGCAUGUCGGUGGUGCCGCCGGCAGAAGAUGCGUUGCGACGCACGAAAUCAGGUCCCUUGCUUCCGCUGUAGCUCAACAGGACGUGACUGCAUUCUUGAUCCAAUUGAAGAUACCCGAAGACGCAACGAACGCCGGAGAAAAACAGCCACACCAGCACGUACUUCUGCGGUAGCAACUCCGCUAGAUCAUCGAAGCGGCUUUCAUACUCCAAUCUCAGGGGAGCGUGAAUACUCUCCGGUAACCGGACAGGAUGCGUCUUUCGAUGCCUCUAUUGACUCGCUGCCGGAGUCAUCUGCUUUCAGAGAACCAAGACGAUCUCAAACAGCAGAUCAUCAUGGUCCCGAGUCACAGCAAUUGAGCCCCAACGAUAUGAUUGCACCGGUCUCAGCUGUUCAUUCUAUGUCUGUCAACUUGCUCGGCUCAGAUGAUAUAUUCAUGGAACAUUCAUCCAGUGGAGACCCUCGAGGCGACAUUAUUGCGAGGGGUAUCGUUACAGAAGAGCGUGCGAGAGUCAUGUAUGAACGAUUUACCGGUGGCAUGAAGAACUUCUUGGGUCUUUUCGACCCGAUCCGGGACACAUUCGACUCCGUCCGGUCACGUUCACUAUUUUGCUUCACUGUGAUCAUUUACCUCGCUAGUCGCGCUGUCGUGGAUCUACGAACUGAUACGCACAUGCAACGUGUCUUGCAAGACGAAGCGCAGAGAUUGGCCGAAGAUAGCUUUUUCGAACGCCCCACGAAGCUCGAGACUGUCCAAGGAAUGAUUCUACUUGCUGCAUACUCGGAGAAAACCUGGUUUUCCACAGCUCUUAUAUUACGUACUGCAUUGGAUUCGGGUCUAGAAAAGUCACUGGACCGGUUACUAUCCCAAGAAAAUGUUCCAAGAAGUUCGCUGUCUGCUUCAAUGGCAGACCGUCAGCUGGUCUGGGAAACGCGAACGUGGCUCAUCAGUUUUACUUUGGAACUGGAUGUAGCUUCUGGAACAGGCCGCAAGUCACGCAUCGGUGAGGUGGAUAUAAUGAAGCUACGCAGGUUUCUUGACUAUCCAUUAUCACUUCCCUCGGAUAUGCGAACAGUGUGUAUCGUUGAGCUUCAUCAACUCCGAGGGAACUCUCGCAUGGUGAUCGAGAAUUGCGGUAACAUUUGUGAUAUUGUUUCAUCAGAGCUGCCAGCUAUAAUGACAAGGUUACAGAGUUGGUGGACUACAUGGGACGAAAUCCAUAUGAACAACGGGUUCCACGCCGGAGCUUUCCAGCGAAGCAGCCUGAAACUUAUGCUUCUGUACGCUAGGAUAUUUGUGCUAUGUGCGUCGCUGGCUCGUAUCCAGAAGUUGCAGCCCAGAACGCAAAACUCCGACAUCGAAACAAUAGACCAGGAUGUGCUGAACUUGUGGCAGUCAUUAGUCACCACUAUCAUGGAUCAGAUGGCAUUCUUGAUCAACGAGCCGGCCUACAGAUGUCAGCUGCCAUGGGCCCCCACAUACCCUGCUCUGACAAUUGCCUUUGUCACGACCUUUGCACUUCGGAUUGCACGCUGGCGUCCAAAUAUGAUCGACCAAGAUAUUCUCCUGGGAAGAGCAGAAAUGAUCUGCGAUUUUCUUAAGCAGCCACCUUACCCGGACAUCCACCGUACCGUCUCCAUAUUCGUGAACUACGCACGAGCAAUUAUUGCUAGUCAGCGUCCGAGGAGCCACGGCAGCGCCGAGGGACCAAAUGUUUCCGAGCAAGGCGAUGGGUCCUUGCCUUUCGACAGGGGGCCCGACAGUUCCAUGCAGAAUCCCCCUCAUGUGGCACUGGAUGACCCUCGCUACAGAACCGGCACAUCUAUUCCGAACGAGAAAGUCCCGAAUCUAGCCCCACUGCCGAGUAAUGAUGCAGCUGCCACGACUAGACCGCCUCCCCCAAGGCUGCCAGACACAAUGGAAGCGCCCAAUUGGACCAUGUCAAAUUCAAUCGCGGACUCUUUUGGUCUUUUUGAAGAAGGCCAAAACGAUAUUUUUGACUUCUUGCCCGUGAUGCCGUCUUUGCCGCAGUAA